Molecule: messenger RNA, 408 nt
Organism: Ramularia collo-cygni
Lineage: Eukaryota; Fungi; Ascomycota; Dothideomycetes; Mycosphaerellales; Mycosphaerellaceae
Product: 60S ribosomal protein L27
Exons: 4
Coding region: 1-408 (135 amino acids)
Biological process (GO): translation
Cellular component (GO): ribosome; cytosolic large ribosomal subunit
Molecular function (GO): structural constituent of ribosome
Source: RefSeq, a predicted model, not a curated record
AUGAAGUUCCUCAAGGUCGGCCGUGUGGCCAUCAUCUCGCGUGGUCGCUAUGCCGGAAAGAAGGUCGUGAUCGUCCAGCCUCAGGACAAUGGCAGCAAGGCCCACCCGUUCCCUCACGCUCUCGUCGCCGGAAUUGAGCGCUACCCACAGCAAAUCACCCGCCGCAUGAGCAAGGCCCGACAGAGCAAGCGCAGCAAGGUCAAGCCUUUCAUCAAGGUCAUCAACUACAACCACUUGAUGCCCACACGCUACACUCUCGAGCUCGAGGGCUUGAAGGGUGUUGUCACCAACGAGACCUUCACCGAGAUCACUCAGCGCGAGGAGGCAAAGAAGACUGUCAAGAAGGCUCUGGAAGAGCGCUACGUUAGCGGAAAGAACAGGUGGUUCUUCACCCCACUACGAUUCUAG